Stylophora pistillata is the source of this 3731-nucleotide messenger RNA. RefSeq lists its product as uncharacterized. NCBI's taxonomy places the organism in Eukaryota, Metazoa, Cnidaria, Anthozoa, Scleractinia, Pocilloporidae. The record is from RefSeq and is a predicted model, not a curated record.
GUUUUAGAAGAACGAACUAUGAUGAAGUUUGCUGAAGACGGAAGUCUUCAAGACGAAUGUGAUCUGUCUGGGAUGUUCAACUUUAAUGAAUAUGAAGAUUUCGACAGACAGAGCGUCGAUGAAAAUGUGGAUUAUUCGAUUCUGUAUGAGACAAAACGCGCGACGUUCAAUGGUAGUUUAUCGACUCUCUUGGACGACAUAACCCCCAACCCAGACGUAAAACCUGGUAUUGCAACACUAAAUGGUAGCAUAUCGAUUUAUGAAGGUGAAGAUCAAUCAGUACUCGACACCAACGAUCGUUUAUCGACUCCUAACGAGGACACUAUCCACCUCCAAGAAGACUCUGAUACGGAUGUUUCGACAUUUACCGGCGGUAAAUCGAUUUAUAAAAGUGAAGAACAAUCUAAAUUCGACGCCAACGGUGCUUCAUCGACUCUCGAGGACGCACGACUGUUAGAGAGGGAAGAGUCACAAAAUGAACGCAACAGCCCUGUUACAAACUGCGCGACUUUCGACGACAGCAUAUCCAUUUUCGAUAAAGAACGACACGACGCCACCCAAGAUCCAGUGAAUUCUAUUCCACUAAUCCAGACCGACACGUUGUACAGUGAUGAAAUAUUGACAAAGGGCGAUGAGCCAAGAGCUGACCGCGAUAUCGUUGAUUUUGGAAAACGCGUUGGGAAGGCGCAGCCGCCUUCCGAGCACGCUUCAAACACGAUAAACAAUGGAGAAUUGGCCUUGAACUUCGAAACUGAAUUGGUUGAGGUAGCAAGUAUGGGAAUUGCUCACCCCAGAGAAGAGCUCUUGAAAGCAAUAAACGACUUUAACAAGAAUGUGGUGGAGAUUCAGCGAGUUUGUUUUAAGCAGAUGAUGCUACAGAUCGAGGAAACAGUCAAUGAAAUCUUGGCUGAAGUGGAACGACUCGACAACUUUCUAAAGUUCCAAAGAAUGAGCCCUGACAGUUAUUAUGAAAUGAAGUCGCAAAACGAAGUGGACAUACUUGUUGUACUGGAAAACAUUUCGCGUACGGAAUUUGUCAUUGAGGAUAUGAAAACACCAACUGGAUAUGCACGAAUACGUAUGACAUCAGCGUGCAUGACGUCAUCAGAUGCGAUAAGAACAUCAGACGUGACGUCAGAAGCUAAUAUGGGGUCGUCAGAUGGCACCAUUUACCAUUUGUGCACGAACACAGACUCUGGUGAGGUCUAUUUCUCACCAAAAGAGUUGUGCUUGAAAUUUGCUGCGUUAGUUUCUCGAGCAGCAGCGAAAAUUUUACGGCAUGGUUCGAGCCCACACAGGAAGAAAGUAACUUUUUCGGACAGAGAAGUGACAGUGCCUUUCGUCGUAAAUCUCAUACCAACAGUCGCCUGUCCGCAAACCUGGCCCCUGUGCGCUUACUGGCUCAGAAAUUACACUAAACGAUGGCCAUUGCCACACGUCAAAGAUAAGGUCAUUAAGGGUGGAAUGCACCUCGUUGCCAUGGCCACAAGCCGAGAGGCUGACCCCUUAUGGCGAAUAAGCUUUUGCUCCGCACGCCGGCGUCUUCUCGAGGCUGAUUGUGAUGGAAAAAAGAGAUGCUUGCGCGUGUUGAAAGUUCUCAUUGACAAAGAUUUGUCAAGACCCAAAGGCAUCACGCCGCUGUACCUAGAAAACAUUGUACUAUGGGCCAGUAGAAAACACUGGCAAGAGGAGGAAUGGGCCGAGUCUAUGUUGGCCGACAGAUUCCUCGAGAUGUUGGUGGCACUGCAUAAAUGUUUGCAAAAUAACGAUUGCUAUAAUUUUUUUGUACCAACAAUGAAUCUUUUCAAUGAGUUGAAACCCGAUACUUUAAAAGUGUUGGCUUCGAAAGUUGAAGACAUCUUGCGUGAUCCCUUCAAAUAUCUGAAAACCUAGGGAACCUUACCCACCUCCCAACGUGGGAGGUUUUACUUGCUCUAGAGCGCCAGGGCAAUAUCAAGACAACUUUUCCUAUUUUGGUUAUCGUUACCUGUAUGAUUGACAUUGAACUAAUCCUGUUUUUUUUUUUUUUUUUAAUUUCUAAACUAGUCGCUUUCGGUCAUUCCUUGGAGUAAAAGUUUUGAAGUUUUUUAUCCUGAUGAAACAGUUUUGGUUCAAAAGCUGUACAUCUUAUAAUUUGAUGGCCAUCAGAGUGCAGCCUAGUACCAUGCACUAGUGUCCCAACAGGGUCGUAACAUACAUCGGCUUGAAUAUUGACAAAAACCCUUCUUUCUGGACUGAACAAUUUAUACGUGCUUUCUUAAAUGAUGGUCAGUGAAAUAAUUCCACAUAUAUUUCUGAUGGCACUGACAAGAAAAUUUAAUAUUAUACUUUCUCAUUAACAGAAUAGAACAUUGUUACGUGCGGAAUUGUUUUCUGAAAGUUUUGUUAGAUUACGGAUACUCACCCCCACCCUCCCAAAUUAUGUCUGAAAUACGGACGAGUCUGUUUGCUUUUUUUUUUUAAUCGGUUUAUAUUUUUACUCAUUUAUCUUUACUGUUUUUUUUUUUUUUCUCAUAAACUAUUCUGCCACUACACUUGUUACAUGGUCUCGAUAUAAGAAAUAACGCUUUUAUUAUAUAAAUUACACCUUGGUAGGAAAGAAUUAAAUAAUUGACAUCAAAUAACCGCAUUUUAUCCCUUGUUGUUUAAAUAAAUCAAAACAUUUCUAAAAAAUGUUUCGCCUACGAGAACACUCUUGUUUAGAAAACCGAGCAAGGCGAACACCGAAAACAGUUUUGCUCGCAGGCUGGCGAGCUUUCAACUGUGGUAAAUUAAUAUGUAUUUAUAAGGGAUGCAUAAUAACUUGAUCUAAUUUAACCGCCUGAAUUACCGUUAUGUUUUAUGCAUGUUGCUCGAAAAUAUUACAUAUUUCAUUGUUAAUUACGUACUUCAAUUAAGACAUUGUGUUCUGCUGUGAAUGUGAACAGCUCAUACAAUAACAUAGCCUACAAAGGACAAUUCCACUUAUUUAAUAAUUACAACGUUGUGAAUUUGAUCAAAAGUCUGUCGGACAAUAAAAUGGACCCAGAAAGACUCAGUUCGAUCCAUAACGCAAAAUUAAAAACUUGUUUUCCAAAAUUGGUCAUCAGUUGUGGUAGAAUUUAGGGAAAAUGUACCUCAAAGAUAAUUUCUCGUUAAUUCAGACCCUUAAUCUCUUAUGUGUUUUCCUGGGUUCCCUCUUUAAGCCAAGAUCAUCUCUGAGCUGGCCAUCUAAAAAAGACCCUUUAACUUUUCGAAAACGGAAAAAAAAAAAAAAACUUUGUUUCUUUCGCAGUUGUUUCCAAGCUGCAUGUAAACUCCUCCAAACUGAUAAAGUCUAAGACUGAUUCGACCUGACUUUGCAGCCAACUGUCCAUUAUCAACAACGAAACAGUUGGGGGAAUCGCUUUUAUUCGCUUUGUGUAAGAAUUCUCUCGAACUUUGAUGAGUGUAUCCUCGGCGGCGGCGCGUGUUUGACUAUCAAACAGACGUAUCACCAGGUUUGUGACCAUUACGCUGGGAGAGCCUCCUGGUGCCAGGAAAGCUGUUGUUCGAGCCAUGAGCGCUGCGUGUAAAGGGCUGCUCUUGUCUGAGUAGCAAACUGUUGAAUAACGUGUCGAACCUCGAGUCCAUGUGCUCGAGCAUGGCCUGGAGUUUAGCUUCAACCCGCCCCAUAAUUCUUUUUUCCGCGGCAUAGAUGUUCGUAGUGAUAGAGUUAUAAACUGACAAACAUCCGGGGCAUCCGCACUCGG